This is a messenger RNA of Cydia fagiglandana, 1817 nucleotides long. RefSeq lists its product as uncharacterized. The transcript is spliced from 4 exons. Lineage: Eukaryota; Metazoa; Arthropoda; Insecta; Lepidoptera; Tortricidae. Bases 10 to 768 code for a protein of 252 amino acids. The record is from RefSeq and is a predicted model, not a curated record.
AUAUUAAGCAUGGCGAAGUUAGACGAUCUCUUCGAUAAAAAGAAAGAUGAAGCUUUGCUGCUGGAUUUGUCAAAAACAGUUAUUAACAAUGCCGAAGAGUAUAGAGCUGUGUUGGAUAAAGUGCCAGAAUUCAAAACGCGACCCGAAAAGGUGAGGGCAGACGAAAUAAAAAUAAAGGAUAAAUCAGAGGAUAAGAAAACUAAAACUCCUCGGAAGGAGGUGCGUGCAUACGAGAAGUUAGGAACGCGAGGGUACGAGGAGAAGCACUUCACGUUCAUGGAUCCGAUACCGGUGGAGAUGAGAGGACUGAAGUUUGAGGAGCUGUGUGCCGUGCCCAUCGAGUGGCGGAUGCUUACCUCCGUCAGGCCGAAGUCCAAGUUGGAUGAGGAGUAUUUUAACAGAUUAAUAGAACUAGGGAAGUUGCAGUUAAAGACUCAAGCAAGAGAUAAGAGAGAGUUCAUCAAAAACCCCAUGGUCCGGAAAACCAAGAACCGAUCCGGCGUCACAGAGACGAGAAUCGUGUCGUGUGCCGAGUGCGGUGAAGAAUACUGCGACGGUAAAAUGUGCGUGAUAACGAACUACGACAUGUUCGCGCGCAUCAAAGUGGAGACGGAGAAUAAGCCGCGUCCGGCGCCGGCGCCGACGGGCAAGCGGCGCCCGAUCAAGCGGCGCGUGCGGCCGAGACGAAAGCCACGCAGCAAGAGCGCCCAGGCGCCACCGAAGAGUAAUGCACGGCAAUCCGGCGCUAAGAGUGACUCUGAACUGUAAAGUGUAGACUACUUACGGUUCCGAGGAGGUACCUGGGUUCUUAUCAACUGUGAUGAAAUAUAAAGCAUGCAACCGGCCAAUCAAGCGGCGCAUUCGAGUAACGCACGGAAGACUGCUGCUGCCCCACCCUUAUUACCCCCCCUGGCGACGCCCAUGCUUAGGUACUAUAAGGUACCCAGUGCAAGCGUUAGCGGUGCCUCAUCUUAUCAACUGCGUAUGCAAAAUGUAUUACACUAGCUUUUUCGGUGUCGGGUUUGUCUAUAAGUAAAAGUCACGUAUGUAAGUUGUUCAGCAGGAUUUAAAGUAAGUACCUAGGUACUUAAAUAAUGAACUCGCAGAAUAUACAUGCAGUAAAGUUAAAAAUACCGUGUAUAAUGUAACAUAAUAACAUUGCGGAGUUCAACACUGGUCAUACAUAAUGUCUAUGUCUGGUAAUGUUUAUUUGUGAAUUAAAUGCAUUUUUUGUAUUUUUAAUCCAUAAGUCCCUAAUAAGUAUAUACAAUAACAUAGAUUACUUAGUUAUAGGAAUACAGGUCUCAUCUCAGCUAGUAUUUGGCCAAAGAAACCAUCAUCAAUGCAAAUAGUGAGGACAGCAGUACUGCUUACAGUACCUACAUAUGUACUUAUUUACAUAAGUAUAGUUACAUUGCAAUAUAUUCAUUACACCAUUGUUGAUAAAGCCAGGCAAGUGCCUUUUAAUCUACGGGACUCUUGAUGACACACACGUAUCUACACUCUGACGAAUAUUUUAUCAAAUCCAAAAACUGACAUGCACAUACAAGCUACCAAAAUAUCACUUACAUUCUUGAAAGCAUGAAUGUUACUUUGACAGCGAACGCCGUAACAAUUAUGAGUAUCGCGGCGUCUAUAAGAGUCCUCGGCAUUUAAAGGGUUAUGUUAGUUACAAUUUCGCCUUGUAGGUUUGUUCUAGCAUUUUUCCAUUAGAUAUAGUCAAAGCUUAAGUCUCACCAGCAUUAGAUAUAAUAAAAUAUUGGAAUCUCAUUUUUGCAAUUUUGUACUUAUACAAAAAUAAAAUUAUAUGAAUACUC